Fonsecaea erecta is the source of this 1197-nucleotide messenger RNA. RefSeq lists its product as hypothetical. The record is from RefSeq and is a predicted model, not a curated record. Bases 1 to 1197 code for a protein of 398 amino acids. The transcript has 5 exons. Lineage: Eukaryota; Fungi; Ascomycota; Eurotiomycetes; Chaetothyriales; Herpotrichiellaceae.
AUGGCGACUCAUCGCUUCUCCCCGAUCACGCCCGACGACCACGCUGGGUCGGUAUGGAUUGCAACACUGUUAUGUCUCAUCUAUUCGGUCGUCACAUUGGCGUUGAGAGGGCAUCUGAGAUGGAAGAUGUUUGGACUGGACGAUUAUCUGGCCCUGGCUGCAACCGCAAUUCAGGUCGGAGAAGUGAUCUCAGUGAUAGUUGGAUUGGAUCAUGGAUUGGGAAAGACACAAGAGCUUCUACGGGGGGAUGAGCUUUCAAAAGCCAGCCGAGCAACAUUUGCUGCCCAGGUUCUGUUCAUCAUAUCCGCCACUAUAGCAAAGGCCUCCACACUAUGUUUGAUGAUGAGGCUGUUCAACUUGGUCGGCCCACGGACAGCCAAAGAUUUGCGGUCAAAAGUGCUAUACUGGACCAGUCUUUCUGUCUUGUGCGGGAUGGGCCUCUGGGGAAUCUUGUCCAUUGUCGCCGUGUCGGUCAAUUGCUCCAUUCCAGGAUUCAUCCAAGGAGACGGCGCACAAUGCGCAGAUCAGUUCCUUCGCUGGCAGUUGAUCACCGCGUUUGACGUGGCUACAGAAUGCAUUUUGGUGCUGAUCACGGUCUUCGUGGUUUGGCCUGUACACCUGGCUUUGUCGAUGAAAUGCCAGGUUGUGGGCGCCUUUGCGUUUCGUUUACCUGUGGCGAUGCUUUCCAUCCUCCACCUCCACUACGUGGCCGACUAUACCAACUCAAACAACCCAGGCAUCGCGAUUGUGCCCGUGAUCGUCAUCCAAGAGGUGCAGCUGUGCUGGUCGCUCAUCGCAGCCACGAUCCCCAACCUCAAGUCGUUCGUCCGGAGCUUCAGCAGUGGCUUUGGUAUCCAGCUCGACCCAUCCGUCACGCAGGCGUACGGGUCGGGUCGGGGCUCUGGGCGCGGUUCUGGACGCGGUUCUGGUGCCGGGUCUGGACGGCUGGGGCGGAUCGUGAAUGCUUUCGAGCUUGGCUCCAUCACGGGCAACAAUAGCGCAGCCAAGUCCAAGGCGCGCCGGUCCUACCACGACGCCGAGCAAUACCCGCCCGUACCCGAAGCCGACGCCGGUGUCAACAAGGUCACCAUGAUGCGAGAGCACGAUUCGAUCGACAGCGGGGGCAGCCGAGAUCACAUCAUCCGUAAAGACGUGCAAUGGAACGUCCAAUACGAAAUGGACCAGGGGAGAGCCUGA